AUGGCAGCUGGACCCAUAGCCGAAAGGAAUCAAGAUGCCACCAUAUAUGUUGGCGGUCUUGAUGAUAAAGUCUCUGAAACCUUGUUGUGGGAACUUUUUGUACAGGGCGGACCUGUUGUUAACGUGCACAUGCCUAAGGACAGAGUCACACAAAUGCACCAAGGUUAUGGCUUUGUUGAAUUUUUAAGUGAAGAUGAUGCGGACUAUGCUAUAAAAAUAAUGAACAUGAUAAAAUUAUAUGGAAAGCCAAUAAGAGUGAAUAAGGCAUCAGCACAUCAAAAGAAUUUGGAUGUGGGUGCUAACAUAUUCAUUGGAAACCUAGACUCAGAAGUUGACGAGAAAUUGCUCUAUGAUACUUUUUCCGCAUUUGGUGUAAUAUUGCAAACACCAAAAAUAAUGCGAGAUCCAGAAACGGGCAAUUCGAAGGGCUUUGCUUUUAUAAAUUUUGCUAGUUUUGAAGCAUCGGAUGCAGCGAUGGAUGCGAUGAAUGGGCAAUAUCUUUGUAACCGACCUAUAUCUGUGUCGUAUGCUUUUAAAAGGGAUUCGAAGGGUGAGCGUCAUGGAUCAGCAGCAGAAAGGCUUUUAGCCGCACAAAACCCGUCUUCACAUGCCGACAGACCACAUCAGCUAUUUGCGGACGCUCCAGUUCCGAAUAUGAUUCCUGUUAUGCCAGGACAAAUUAUACCCCCUCCAUUAUUGGCACCACCGCCCCCCCCGACUGCGAAUACAUCCGCCAUGUUACCACCUCCUCCGCCAGUUCCUCCGCCACAGGCAUCGUUUGUACCUCCACCUCCCUUACCACCUAUUGGUGGGGCUCAAACUUUGCCACAUCCGGUAGGAAUUCCUCCUCCACCCAGGAUGUUACCCCCCGGUGCGUGGCCAUCUGGAACUCCUGCCCCACCUCCACCAAACUGGAGACCACCCUCCAAUUUUGCCCCAGCGCCGUUUCCUCCUACACAAUUUAAUGGCGAGCAACCAGUCGGUUUCCAAUAUUAA
Messenger RNA from Musca vetustissima, 996 nucleotides. It is a transcript of the gene Spx, whose product is annotated as splicing factor 3B subunit 4. Gene Ontology annotation, biological process: positive regulation of mRNA splicing, via spliceosome. Bases 1 to 996 code for a protein of 331 amino acids. NCBI's taxonomy places the organism in Eukaryota, Metazoa, Arthropoda, Insecta, Diptera, Muscidae. Gene Ontology annotation, cellular component: U12-type spliceosomal complex; nucleolus. The transcript is spliced from 3 exons. Gene Ontology annotation, molecular function: RNA binding. The record is from RefSeq and is a predicted model, not a curated record.